Messenger RNA from Amphibalanus amphitrite, 1743 nucleotides. RefSeq lists its product as uncharacterized. Gene Ontology annotation, molecular function: chitin binding. The transcript is spliced from 4 exons. NCBI's taxonomy places the organism in Eukaryota, Metazoa, Arthropoda, Thecostraca, Balanomorpha, Balanidae. The coding region runs from base 61 to 1743 and encodes 560 amino acids. Gene Ontology annotation, cellular component: extracellular region. The record is from RefSeq and is a predicted model, not a curated record.
UGGGCGCGCGGCGGUGACCGGGCGAGCAGGCCGCGGCGGCGGGCGGCGAGGGCGGCAGCCAUGAGGGCGCUGACGGCACUGCUGGUGCUGGGGCUGACGCUGGUGCUGGUGCGGGGAAAUAAAGCCGCCCAUGGGUUGGUGCAAACCACUGGAGGAACAGCGGCCUCAACUGAAGGACUGCAUAGUGGGGAUAAUGCCUCAAGAGCAGCACAGUACGACGGAGAAACGGUCUCAGCUGCAGCAGCUUACGACGAAGGAACGGGCGACGGAGCAGCAGAUCAACAGAAGGACACGGUUCCAGCAGCAGUUUUGUAUGCGCUGGUGUCGGCGCUGUCCACCGCUCGCGGGGACACGCUGCACGCGGACGCGGUGUACCAUCUGCACCUGACCGGAGGGAGGCGGCCAGAGGUGGACAGUGUGCGCGUCUCCCGCCUGCCGCCGGCGCCGACAGGGCACAGAGGCCAGACGGCGGACGGGGGGCGGGCCCGACCGACCGCUGCCGGUAACAGCUCGCCCCCGGCAGCGGCCGGUCAGCAGGCGGCUCCACUUGCCGAGUACUCGGCGGGUCAAAUGUACUUCACGCCCAGGAUGCUGUAUGUCGGUGAUGACAGCACCGAGAGGACCGUCAGCCGCGGCUCCCGGUCCAGCCGGCGCUCUGACAGGGCUCGUCGGACCCGGGCCAGCUCCCGGAGACCCCGGACGGCCCGUCGGGACAGCCGCCAGGCCGGCUGGGGGCCGCCGGAGCUGCGCCGGCCUCCGUCCCCGCCUGCCGCCGACCCGGGAUACAGUACGGCGGAGCGGUACGACCCGCAGUAUGAGACCGAGUGUCCUCGCACUCCUCACGACCCAGACGGCGACUGCAUCAAAGGCGAGGCGGGCACCGACUACCCGACCCUGGACACCAUCCCGCGUACAGGCUUCUCGUGCCGCGGCCGACCAGCAGGGUACUACGCCGACGAGGAGACACGGUGUCAGGUGUGGCACUACUGUUCGACCACCCACGUCCGGCAGUCGUUCCUGUGUACUCGCGGCACCGUGUUCAACCAGCUGCACCUCGUCUGCGACUGGUGGUACGCCGUCGAGUGCGGCCGGUCCGACUCCUUCCACUACGUCAACAACCGGCUGUACGGCGCCGCAGAGCGGGCAGAGGAGCCGUCAGACGACCUCGGACGGCAGGAAUACAGUAGCUAUACUGGGUACGGAGCGCGGCGGGCUAGAUACCAGCGGCAGGGGCAGGAACAGGAGAGAAUUGGAACGGACAGAGCGAGGGACGAGAAUGGAGAUAGGGAGGAGCGGGAACUACAAGCGAGAGAACGGGACGUCAGAGAACGGGCCGAGAGACAGCGAGAUGAGAGAGGGGAGCUCCAGGAUAGGGAGCGAGAGGCAAGAGAGCGAGAGGAAAGAGGACGAGACAUAAAAGAGCGAGAAGAGAGGGGACGGGAGAUAAGUGAACGAACUGCUGCAAGGGAGCGGGAGGCGAGAGAGCGAGAAACAAAAGAGCGAGAAGACAGAGAACAAGAAGCAAGAGUGCGAGCUGCAAGAGAGCGAGAGCAAAGAGAACUAGAGGCAAGAAAGCAAAAGGCAAGAGAGCGAGAUAUAAGAGAGCGAGAGGCAGCAAGAGAACGACACACACCUCACGGCGGCGGCCGCUGUGGGCCGGCGGUCGGCGCCGCGGACGCUGGGUCGCCGUGCCCCGCACCUACACGGCAGCAGGGCACCUGGUGGGCACACCGCGACCGGUAG